ACUUCAUAUAAUAUGGCUGUUGAACUCUAUCAUAAUCUAUCACCAUUCUACAAGGAAUUAGCUAGAAAAUCUUUAUCAGAAAAUCCAUCACAUGUUAGUGCACAUCUAAGUGCUUUUAAACGAUGGUUAAGCUCAUGUCCACAUUUAACAGUUCCACAAGAUGAUAUUUUUCUACUUGGCUUUCUGAGAUAUGCACAUUUUGAUCAUGCAACUGCACAGAAACGUAUCGACAAUUUCUGCAGUAUACGCUGUUCAGAUAAACAUGGAAUGACAGAAUGGUUUGAUUAUCCUGAAUUGACUGAUCCUAUUGUUGAUGAAUAUUUUCAAUCUGGAAUAUUGGUACCUCUGGGGAUUAUAGAUAGUGGAGUACAAAUGUUUCUGCUCAGGUUGAAUGCUUGGCAUUCGGAACGUCUACCACAAGUAAAAAUGAGAGCUAUGAAUAAUAUGAGUUUUGAAAGAUUCAUUGUCGAUGAAAGAUCCCAAAUUGGCGGGAUUGGCAUUUUUAUUGAUCUAUCAAAUGCAACCUCCAAGCAAAUUGGUGAUUGGACAGAUGCUAAGACAGCUAAAAGAGCAAUGAAACUAUUGCAGGAAGCUACUCCUGGACGUACAAAACAUCUUAUAUUCUAUAAAGAAUCAAAAGCAUUCGAUAUUGCUUUCAAAGUUUUUGAAUUUUGGUUAAGCGAUAAAAUGCGUCAACGUAUUUUAAGGGUUAAAGAUGAUAAAGAAAAGGCAUUUAAGAAAAUACCUGGUUUACAAAAUGUAAUGCCUGAGGAAUACGGUGGACAAAAUGGUCCAAUUAAUGAUUUAAUCGCUAUGGAUAAAAGAAACUUUAAAGAAUUCUAUUCACAACCACAGCGUCUGAAUGAUAUUAAAGUGGAUGAAUCUAAACGACCACUUUCUGCUCAGAAUUAUAUGCGUGAAUACAAAGAUAUGGAAGGCAUGACAAUGGGCAAUCAGGAACAUUUAUACAAAUGAAUCCUGAUGACUAAUCUGUUCAGGUGCUUCUCAGAAAUAACAAGUGAAUUUGGACAGAUACUGUAACCUAAUCCAAUAAUAUUUAUUAUCUAGGUUUGAUGAAUUACUUCUGAAUUCCUUUAUUUCGAUGGAGAAUAACAUCCCUUUUCUUGUAAUAACUUUUCAUUAUUACUACGUUUUAUACCACAGUCCGUAAUUCUUCCAAUGUUUGUCUUCCUUUGUUAAUUCUCCACUAUUUCCAUGAAUCAGUCCUAUGAAUAGCCGUAUACUUACCUUUAGAAUUCUACAAAAGUAAACUGUACAUGUCUUCAUCAUUUUCUCCACUGUUAACAUUAUUAUAUUUAUCCUACCUCUUUUUGCCAUCAUCGUCGUUAUCGAUACAUUUCUUGCCACAUUUCAUCAGCAAAAUAUAUCAAUGACUAAAUGGAUUAUGUUUGUU
Molecule: messenger RNA, 1414 nt
Organism: Heterobilharzia americana
Lineage: Eukaryota; Metazoa; Platyhelminthes; Trematoda; Strigeidida; Schistosomatidae
Source: the annotation of a GenBank genome assembly